Molecule: messenger RNA, 753 nt
Organism: Papaver somniferum (opium poppy)
Lineage: Eukaryota; Viridiplantae; Streptophyta; Magnoliopsida; Ranunculales; Papaveraceae
Exons: 4
Coding region: 171-512 (113 amino acids)
Source: RefSeq, a predicted model, not a curated record
CGAAAGUGUUGUUAUAGUAGUUCACAGCUCUUCGUGAAUUGAUUGACCACCGAAAUCGAUGAAGUCCCCAUUCACCAGCCAUCUCUAAGCAUCUCUUCAUUCCCUCUAGAAGGUUAAUCUCUCAAUUCGGAGUUUCUAGAGUUUGAUUUUACAAACAAAAUCAGACAAAUAUGGCAAGACAUCCUAUUGGUGGUAGCAGCAGCCGAUUCAGGUCUGGAAGUACUAGGUCUGCUAGUACUGGAUCGCCUACUACUACUCCUAACUUUAAUAAAGUGAACUGGCCAAGGGGGUUGCUCAAUUCACAAGGCUCUCCAUCAACUGAUGGUGCACACACAGCUGGACAUCCAAGUGUAGGGAGUCAACGUGUGUCUUCCUCAGAUGGUGACAAUUCUCCAAGCCAAGGUACUGGGAAUCAAGCAGAGGGACGUGGAUGGCACGACGCUUUUCAUCAGGAAGAUAAUGAUCCUGGUGAUACCGAGGAAAGCAUGGUAAAUGAUGAUCAACUUCCAUAAAUUCCAUUCAAUUCCUUGGGACAACCAAUAUAAGAUAUUUCAAAGAAAUAUGCUUCCAGAAUUGGAGUAAUAACUAGGAAUGUUGUCUCACCACAUUAUGAGGAUUGGAGGAUAGUCCCAUCGGAUUAUAAGGAUGAAAUUUGGAGGAGCCUUAAGAAUGAGUACAAGGUACCUGAAGUCAUCAAGGGCAAGGUUUUAAGAUGGAAAAUAAAUCAUGGAAGAACAGAAAGACUAAACUUAG